AUGGACUCCAACAGACAGAGCCCGCCAUCGACCGCCCGUGUCGUCGCCGUCGUCACGUUCUACAUGACGGCCGCCCUGGUCAUGGUUUUCGUGAACAAGGCCGUGCUCAAUUCCUCGCCUGAUCUCCCGCUUUUGUUCCUUCUCAUCCAACUCGUCAUCGCCGUCAUCCUCCUCCAGACUUCAGCCUUCUUCACCCCCAAGGUCGAGAUCCCAAAGUUCGAUCUGCUCGCCGCCAAGAAACUGACGCCUGUGGUGCUUGUCAACAUCAUUGGCCUCGUCUUCAACACCCUAUGUCUCCGCUCGGUCGAGGCCUCUUUCUUCCAAAUUGCGCGUGGGCUCGUGCUACCAUUGACUAUUGCGGUCUCGUCCGCGGCGACGUCCUCUUCGCCUUCCGCUCGCGUCGUCAUCGCAGCCGCCGUGGUCAUGGCUGGCUUCUUCAUCGGCAUCGCCCCGGAGGGCAACCUCCCGGUCUCAGCGAUUCCCUCGACCCUCUCGCUUUUCUAUGGCGUGCUCUCAUCUCUCUUCAUCGCUCUUCAUGCCGUCCUCAUAAAGGCGUCUCUGCCCUAUUGCGGCAACUCCACCAUACAGCUCGCCUGGUGGACCAACCUCGGGUCCGCUGCUUUCCUUGUUCCUUUCGUGCUUCUCGAUGGCGAGGUAGGGACGCUCUUCGCGCUCAUGGCCAGCCCAGAGUGGAACAUGCGGACCUUCAUCUGGGGCAGUCUCGUCACCGGCGUCUUCGGGUUUCUUCUCUGUGUCGCGGGUUUGCUCAGCAUCAAGGUCACCAGCCCUAUCACACACAUGUUUUCUAGCGCGGCUCGCUCGGGUAUCCAGACCCUCUUGGGCGUCUGGCUCUUCCGCGAUGUUCUCACUCUCAAUCGCAUCGUGUCCAUUACGACCAUCCUCAUCGGGACCAUGUACUAUACUUGGGUCAAGUCUGCCGAGGGUGCGAAGCCGCCACCGCCUCGGGCCAUGGACCUGGAGGCUAUGGGGAGCGGCGAUAGACAGCCUAAGGAAGAGACGAUUGUCUGGCAAGCGCCUGAGAAGGAGCUUGGGGAAGACUCGGAGUGA
Molecule: messenger RNA, 1068 nt
Organism: Heterobasidion irregulare TC 32-1
Lineage: Eukaryota; Fungi; Basidiomycota; Agaricomycetes; Russulales; Bondarzewiaceae
Product: nucleotide-sugar transporter
Exons: 7
Coding region: 1-1068 (355 amino acids)
Biological process (GO): GDP-fucose import into Golgi lumen; protein O-linked glycosylation via fucose
Cellular component (GO): Golgi apparatus
Molecular function (GO): antiporter activity
Source: RefSeq, a predicted model, not a curated record